GAUGGGUGAAAGAGUUGUGGUUGGUGUGAAAAUAGAGGGAAAUGAUGAGAAACAACAUAGAAAUGAAGGGCCUUCAUCAGAUUGUUGGUCUUGGAGAAAAUAUGGCCAAAAACCCAUUAAAGGAUCUCCUCAUCCAAGGGGGUACUACAGGUGCAGCGAAGAAGCAAGUUGAGAGGUGCAAAACAGAUGCAUCGAUGCUCAUCAUCACUUACACCUCCACCCACAAUCAUCCAGACCCCGCCCCUUUCUCUCUCCCCACAACUCCAAAUCAAGAUUCAGAAACAAACCCAGAUGAAAUCGAGGUCCCACCACCGAAUUCCGGAGACGAUCCACUGAAUUCCACGUCGGGUCACGCAGUGGGCGGAGGCGGAGAACCCUUUGAGGAAAUUCUACAAGCACCUGGAGUGCGGUACGGCGAUGAUCACGGUUGCUAUGUGUUGAAAUCGGAGGAGAAUGAUUUCUACGAUGAGCUCGAGGAACUUCCCACUUCCUCCUCCUUCACGGCUUUCAUGAAGAGUGGCUUCUAUGAGGGAAGAAUUGCUGUGAAUCUCUUUUUUUUUUAAUUAAUUCCUAUAUAAGGAAGAAAAUUACAAAUAAACUCAAGUUAUAAAUAAAUUAAUUCCUAUAUAAGGGAGAAAAUUAUAAAUAAA
This is a messenger RNA of Salvia splendens (bonfire salvia), 650 nucleotides long. Its product is annotated as probable WRKY transcription factor 14. Gene Ontology annotation, biological process: regulation of DNA-templated transcription. NCBI's taxonomy places the organism in Eukaryota, Viridiplantae, Streptophyta, Magnoliopsida, Lamiales, Lamiaceae. Gene Ontology annotation, cellular component: nucleus. The transcript is spliced from 2 exons. The record is from RefSeq and is a predicted model, not a curated record. The coding region runs from base 42 to 563 and encodes 173 amino acids. Gene Ontology annotation, molecular function: transcription cis-regulatory region binding; DNA-binding transcription factor activity.